UUCGCGCGAUUUUCAUCAAACGGAAUGGCUGCUCUUGCUAGUUGAUCAGUUACGUGCCGCGUAGGCAGCUGCGGUUUGCGCGCCUUUUUUUCUAACCCACCCGCCGAUCGGUGUGAACCGGAGGCGCCAACAUGAAUCGGGGUGCAAACGCCGGGCACACAGUGACUACGAGGUCAGCCUUAAGGGAAAUCACUAGAAGCGCUUAUGGUUCACCACCUUCGGUUGGCAACAUGGUACACUUUAGUUCUCCGUCCCCGUCUACAUCACCUGAUGAAGAAGUUGUCCGCAAGCGUGGAAGGCGAAUCAUACCACCAGGAAACCAGUUUGCUCUUACUCCCCCUCGCACACCUACAAAGCGUCAGCAGUCUCCAAAAGACAGCUCCAACUCGGAGCACACCCAAACACCCAGCAAGUCACAGCUGAUGAUGAGCCCUGUUCGAAGCUCUCCUAGAAAGCGUCUACUCCUUCCUGCCGAUAUUUCAGAUGCAGUCAAUGCAUCACCUUCAAAAAAGCUGGUCUCACCUGUGAAACGCCUGAGGCUCCAGUCACGUGAAGCUGAAGCAGAAACUGAAGUAGCCUUGACAGCCUUAACCAGGCCUCAGUUAAUAGCCUUACUGAAGGACACUAUGGCCCACAGCGCAGCAGCUAAACAGAUCAUUCAGGAGCUUCUGCCCAAGCCCGACCUUGCCCACUCAAUGCAGAAGUUAGAGAAGCUACUGCACCAAAUCUACAGAGCCUUCCCUCAGAAGCACUGGGGCAACAGCCGUGAUGCUUUCUGCUUCCGCAGAGUACAGAUCCCCAUCGAGACCUUCAAGCACAAGUGUCUGCAGCGUGGCCAGCAGUUGUGCCAGGCUGAGCAGUGGAGCUCCCUGCUGGAAUAUGCACAGCAGGCAUGGAAUUUCGUGUGCAAAAUGCCAGAUUGGCAAGACAACAGUCACAACAAGGCCAAGCUGGUAUGCCUACGAACCCUCGCCGCACACUGCUCGACAGCACUGAAGAAAGUGUCCCUGGACCAGCGGCAGCUGCAGACGCUGAUUGCCAGGUUGAAAGAGAUGAAGAAUGACAGCCCCUGCAUCACAUCCCCGCUCAAACUGGCCGAAGCGCAGCUCGAGCAGUGCCUUCAGUGAUGGUGGCGACAAGCCGAUAAAGAAAUGCAGACAACUCUUUUAUGCUGGUUUUAACUUUUAUUGUCAUCAAUAUCAUUGUUUCUCUCUUUUACUUAUAUACACAAUAAAAAUCGUGGGCCUUUUUUGGUCA
Rhipicephalus microplus (southern cattle tick) is the source of this 1257-nucleotide messenger RNA. RefSeq lists its product as uncharacterized. Gene Ontology annotation, biological process: proteasome localization; nuclear protein quality control by the ubiquitin-proteasome system. NCBI's taxonomy places the organism in Eukaryota, Metazoa, Arthropoda, Arachnida, Ixodida, Ixodidae. The record is from RefSeq and is a predicted model, not a curated record. Gene Ontology annotation, molecular function: proteasome binding. Gene Ontology annotation, cellular component: nuclear membrane; nucleus.